AUGUCCCGGUAUUUGUUUUUUUCUGCGGUGCUGCUGCUCCCCGUUGUGUUGUUGAUGUGCUGUGGAAGCGGUGAAGCAGAGGCUGCUGACAAGAGUUUAAGAAGCAAGCUCUUUGAAGGAGGAAUAACGGAAAUUCCCGAUGUAAAAGAUCCCGGUGGGGCGAAGAAAAAGUUUGACUCGUUCUCUUCCCCUGUUCUGCUUGACGUGCAUGGUGUGAUUGUGGCCUUCGCUGAGGCGCAUUACAAGGGUACAGACGGUACAUCCUUCACCGCGCUCGCCACACGGUCCAAAAAAAGCGCUGAAAAUUUGUGGACGGAUGGCAAGGCGAUGGUGAGGGACGCCUUCGACAGCAAGGUUGCCCGCCUGGUGUACCCAACCCCGAUCACCGACAACGAGGGUGCAAGUAUCCUUCUUGGAGGCUAUGGUGACUGGGGAAUCCCCUUGACAAAGUCAGCCGGCUGCUACCACUGGAAGCCUCGGUACGGGUGGGGAGAUUUUUCAAAGGAGAAGGACGAAAGGGAGUUUGAUUUGCAUAAUGACUUGUCCGACGUGUCUCGCGACGGCGUGCACAAAAUUUACGGCACUUCGUACAUGCAGUACAACGGCGGUGGGAGUCCCGGCAUCAAGAUGACGAACGGGAAUUACGUGCUCCCCGUGCAGGCUCUGAGUGAGGACGAAAAGAACGUCUCGCUGGUGCUGUACUCCACGAACACCUGGUACGGCCUGACAUUCUCGGCGGGCAGAAGCCAUGCGGGCUGCACCCGCCCCGCCGUUCUUGAGUGGGAGGGCGGGAAGCUUCUCGUAAUGGCAUCGUGUGCGGACGGCUACCGCAGGGUGUACGAUGUCCAUUUCAAGGAGAAGACAUGGGCGGAGGCCGUCGAUACCCUUUCGGGCGUGUGGGGCAACUCACUGAACCGUAAAGGGUACGGCGUCCAGGGCGGCUUCAUCACAGCGACCAUUGGUGGAAAGAAGGUCAUCCUCCUCAGCCAGCUAGUGUACCCUAAAGAAAAAGAACAAAAGGGGCAACUGCACUUGUGGCUCACCGACAUGAAGCGAAUUUAUGAUGUUGGCCCGAUCUCCACUGAAGGCGAGAAUGCCGGCGCUAGUACGCUGCUGCACACCGCAAAUUCAGACAAGAAGGAAGAAAAACUCUACUGCGCCUACGAGACCUCCAGCGAUGGUGCUGGCAAGCAGGAUGUUGUGCUGGUGGACCUGGGGGUGCAGCUGGCGGAAGCAAAGAAGGUGCUCGAAGUGUGGGACGCGAACGACAUGUAUGUUUUGGGGCGCCAAGGCUGCGCUAAAAUCGUGUGGGCGGAGCCGGGCACUGCGACCCAAAAGCCCGUUCCGCUGAGGUACGUGCCGGCCGGCUUUUUGUCCAACAAUACGAAUGAGACUGUGUGGAAGGACGAGUACCUCGGCGUGAACGCUAUUGUGGAGGGCAACCUGACAGCCACAAAAGACGGUGUGAGGUUCUACGGGGCCGGCGCACAGGCGCGGUGGCCUGUGAUCGAGCAGGGGCAGAACCAACACUACCACUUCACAAAGUACGGGCUCACACUUGUGGCGACAGUGACCAUCCACGCGAAGCCAUCUUCCAGCAUCUCUUUGAUGGGGAUGAGGGUGAACGACGACAAAAAGCCCAUUUUGUUUGGCUUGUCGUACACCAACAACAAUAAGUGGGAGGUGACGACAAAAAAAGAGACCAAGAUAACGCCACUAAAGACGUGGGAGCUUGGAAAACCGUACCAGGUGGCACUGACGCUGCAGUCGAACGACUGGCGCGUGUACGUGGACGGCGAGGAGGUGCAGAGGGGCAAUUUUGAGGAGUACCUCUAUUACCCUCUGCGGCACUCCAUCUCGCACUUCUACUUUGGCGACGAGGGCAGGGAGGCCACGACGGGCGGGCACAUGACAGUGGGCAACGUUUUUCUCUUCAACCGCCUGCUGGACGCCGGCGCACUCAAGUCACUGAAAGAGAACACUGCCACCGCGCUGCAGAAGGACCCGAAAGCUAAACCGUCCUCCAGCCCAUGCAACACACCCAUCUGA
Molecule: messenger RNA, 2049 nt
Organism: Trypanosoma rangeli
Lineage: Eukaryota; Euglenozoa; Kinetoplastea; Trypanosomatida; Trypanosomatidae
Product: trans-sialidase
Exons: 1
Coding region: 1-2049 (682 amino acids)
Biological process (GO): oligosaccharide catabolic process; ganglioside catabolic process
Cellular component (GO): membrane; intracellular membrane-bounded organelle; cytoplasm
Molecular function (GO): exo-alpha-sialidase activity
Source: RefSeq, a predicted model, not a curated record